GAUGGGGAAGAAGAGCCGAGUGAAAACGCAGAAGUCAGGAACAGGAGCCACAGCAACAGUAUCUCCAAAGGAAAUGUUGAAUCUAAUCAGUGAGUUAUUGCAAAAAUGCAGCAGUCCUACCCCAGGUCCUGGUAAGGAAUGGGAAGAAUAUGUCCAGAUCCGUUCACUUGUUGAGAAAAUUCGCAAAAAGCAAAAAGGUUUGUCUGUUGUCUUUGAUGGAAAAAGAGAUGACUAUUUCCCUGAAUUGAUAAAGUGGGCAACUGAAAACGGAGCAUCCACAGAGGGUUUUGAAAUAGCUAACUUUGAAGAGGAGGGAUUUGGGUUGAAAGCAACAAGGGAGAUAAAGGCUGAAGAGUUGUUUCUGUGGGUUCCUAGAAAAUUGUUGAUGACGGUUGAGUCAGCUAAAAGUUCAGUCUUAGGAUCUCUGUAUUCUCAAGAUCGAAUUCUUCAAGCCAUGGGCAAUAUAACACUGGCAUUUCAUCUCCUUUGUGAGCGAGCCAACCCCAACUCUUUCUGGCUGCCCUACAUCCAGACACUCCCCAAUGAAUAUGAUACUCCUCUCUAUUUUGAAGAAGAUGAAGUACAGUAUCUUCAGUCAACUCAGGCCAUACACGAUGUUUUUAGCCAAUAUAAAAAUACAGCUCGACAGUAUGCCUAUUUCUACAAAGUUAUUCAG
Molecule: messenger RNA, 676 nt
Organism: Acanthisitta chloris (rifleman)
Lineage: Eukaryota; Metazoa; Chordata; Aves; Passeriformes; Acanthisittidae
Product: histone-lysine N-methyltransferase setd3
Exons: 5
Biological process (GO): peptidyl-lysine monomethylation; actin modification; peptidyl-lysine dimethylation
Molecular function (GO): transcription coactivator activity; protein-L-histidine N-tele-methyltransferase activity; histone H3K4 methyltransferase activity
Source: RefSeq, a predicted model, not a curated record